Messenger RNA from Symsagittifera roscoffensis, 1423 nucleotides. Its product is annotated as calmodulin. The record is from RefSeq and is a predicted model, not a curated record. Bases 675 to 1124 code for a protein of 149 amino acids. Gene Ontology annotation, molecular function: calcium ion binding; enzyme regulator activity. The transcript has 2 exons. Lineage: Eukaryota; Metazoa; Xenacoelomorpha; Acoela; Convolutidae.
AGAAAAAUUGGUAUUAAAUCAAGUUUAUUGCCAGUUUUUUUAUUUCGCUGUUUUCCAAUUUUGGUUCUGAUUCGAUCGAACAGUUCACCAGGGAGCUAUCAUUUUAAGUUAUCGCUAUUCCCGUUUCUAUUUGAUUUGAAGCCAUUUUUCUUCAACUUCAAACGUUGUUAGCAUUUGCUUUUAUGCUUAGUCAAUGUUCGCUUUUGUAAAUUGCUCAAACAACAAAUCUAGACAAAAUUUAUCAUCGGAUUUCUCGAAUAAAACUGAAACGCUUGCGCAAAUAUAACUUAAACGUCGUUUGCUCUUAGUUUAUCACCAGUAAUAGCUCGACUUCAUAUCAAAACGUGUCUGAAAUUCGUUCAGCCUUAUUGUCGGCAACGUAAAUAAGUAAUCGAGAUUUAUUCAUUUUUGGACGUUUUACUCAGUUAUUUGGACCGAAUAGUUUAGUAGACCAUUGGCAAAUUUUGAUCAAGUCAAAACAAGAGUGUUGGCGGUUCUAAAACAAGUUUACUUUAUAAAUUAUUUUUAAUCAUCAGAAAUACGCCAGAGCAGGACAAAAGUGCCGCACGAUUCAUUAAUUGAAAGAAAAGCGAAGAAAGUCGUAGAUUUUAAUCAGACUCAUAUUUUGAAGAAAAAAAAACAAUUUAAAAGUAGUUAACAACACACAAUAAGAAAUGGCCGAUCAACUGACCGAGGAACAAAUCGCUGAAUUCAAAGAAGCUUUCUCCCUUUUCGACAAGGACGGAGAUGGAACCAUCACCACGAAGGAGUUGGGAACCGUGAUGAGAUCCCUUGGCCAAAACCCGACAGAGGCCGAACUGCAGGACAUGAUUAAUGAGGUGGACGCAGACGGAAACGGAACCAUAGACUUCCCCGAGUUCCUCACCAUGAUGGCCAGGAAGAUGAAAGACACCGACUCCGAAGAGGAGAUCAAAGAGGCAUUCCGAGUGUUCGACAAGGACGGCAACGGAUUCAUCUCGGCCGCCGAGCUGCGUCACGUCAUGACUAACCUCGGCGAGAAAUUGACAGACGAAGAGGUGGACGAGAUGAUCCGAGAAGCCGACAUUGACGGCGAUGGUCAAGUGAAUUAUGAGGAGUUUGUCAAAAUGAUGACAUCAAAGUAGAACCAGUUAUGAACUAUGAACUCAUUUUUGCAACGAAAUUUAAAGCAAUCAUCAAUUCAAUACAUAAAUCAUAACUGAAAAAAUAAUGCGGGUUUUGAUGACAACGGUGAUCAUUUAUUUGCAGAGUGUUUUUCUUUCUUACUUCAAGGGUCGUAUUAUUAUAUAACAUCUAUGAUGCACAGUUUCUUCUCAGAUGUAGAUUUUGUUCUGAAUCAUUUGCCAUUCAAGUGUUGAAAGCCAUUUUGUUUGAAGUCGAAGAGGGCUUUAAAUUGAGAGUAAUUCAAUUCGAAAUACAAGUA